AUGUCCUCGGAAGCGUUAAUAAAGAAACGAGGCACCGUAAAGGCAAGGUUAACUACAUUUCAUACGUUUUUGAAAAAGGCUGAAACCGAUCCGUCUAAAGCUCGAGAGUUACCAUUGAGGUUAGAACGCGCCGAGAAAAUAUUGUCCGAGUUUGAAGAGGUUCAGCAACAGAUCGAGGAAAUCACCGACGUUGAUAACGAUGAGCGUACAAAAUUCGAAGACAAUUUCUUUACGGUCAUUACAUUGGCAAGAGAAUUAGCGGCUAGAUUACGACCGAGUUCGUCACGAGAACCAUCUGUCGCACCGAUGACUACGACCACCACCGAUAUAGCGACACAUGCAAAUUCAUUACUUAAAUUACCGAAUAUAGAUCUUCCGAAAUUCAAUGGUGAGUACGACCAAUGGGUUACCUUUCGCGAUACGUUUGAAGCCAUUAUUGAUUCUAACACGAAUUUAACGAAAAUUCAGAAGUUUUAUUAUUUACAGUCGGCGGUGAAAGGUCGUGCAGCACAGUGUUUUCAGUCUCUAAGUUUAUCAAACGAAAAUUACGACGCGGCGUGGAGAUUAUUAAAGGCACGUUUCGAAAAUAAAAGGCUUAUAGUGCAUCAUCAUAUACAAGCGUUACUUGAUUUACCAAUAAUUUCGAAAGAGUCGUGUAUUACGCCUAAACUGGAUCCCAAAUCCAAACGGGAAUGGGAAUUUAAAUGCGAAUUUGCCUCAUUACCAACGAUGACGGAAUUUAUGGAUUUCUUGAACAAACGAUAUUCUAUUUUGGAAACAUUAUUAUCAUCUAACAAAGAGAAGGACAACGUGCUGCCCGACAUCAAAUCAUAUAAAAAAUCCGUAGCUUUAACUGCACAAUCAACGAACAAGCAGUGUCCAUUAUGCAAAAAUAUUCAUUGGUUGUAUGCAUGUCCAUUGUUUCAGAAAUUAUCGCCACAAGAGCGAGCACGAGAAUCAAAACGAUUAAAGGUCUGCUUAAAUUGUUUGCGGCUCCAUGCCGAUCGCGAAUGUACGUUUGGUGGUUGUCAACGGUGCAAGCGGAAGCACAAUACUAUGUUACAUUUUGAUACUAAUGAUAGUUCACGCGUUAAGACGACUAACGUUGAAGAAUCGGAAUCUUCACAAGCCACGAAUGUUAAUGUUUCGUCACAGGCAAGCAAUACAGUCACAAUGUCACAUUGCGCUAUCAAGAGUGGAGUAUACGCGUUAUUAUCCACGGCAAUUGUUCUUAUACGCGACAGUAAGGGUGAGUACCAAGAGUGUCGAGCCUUACUUGAUUCAGCUUCUCAAAGUCAUUUUAUGACAGAGGAUUUAUGUCAACGGUUGCAAUUAAAGACAUAUAAAACGAAUCAUUUAAUUAACGGUCUUAGUCAGACAAAUGUUUUCGUAAAUCAUAGAGCUAUCGCGAUGAUAAAAUCGAAAUAUAAUAAUUAUCAUACAGACAUGGUUUGUUUUAUAGUAGAGUCUAUUACUGGAAUGCUGCCACCAGACGAAAUUGAUGCACGGCAAAUUACAAUUCCUAAAAAUGUCUUUCUAGCAGACCCGAAAUACAAUAUUCCUGCGAGAAUUGAUUUAUUAAUUGGCGUUACAUUAUUCUAUGAAUUAUUACAGGAACAACGCGUAAGGCUAGGUAAUAACCAACCAAUAUUACAGGAAACGAAAUUAGGUUGGAUUAUCAGUGGUCCAUUUGCUCCUUGUAAGUCCUCGACUCAAUGCACUACGUCACAGUGUCAUUUGUCUACGAACUCACAAAUCCAAGAACAGCUCGAACGAUUCUGGAAGUUAGAAGAGAUCGAGCAUUCAACUCCGUACACAAAGGAAGAACAACUUUGUGAGAAUCAUUUUGUCUCCACACAUCAACGUGAUCAAGACGGUCGAUUCAUCGUGCAACUACCAUUAAAAGACAAGGUUUCUUCACUUGGAGAAUCUCGGGAAAUUGCAGAGAAGCGUCUAAGAUCAAUUGAAAGAAAGUUAGAGAAAAAUCCUGAGCUGAAGGAAGCAUAUAUUAAUUUCAUACAGGAAUACGAGAGACUAGGACACAUGAGCGCGGUGGAGAAUUCUACAGGCGAUGAUAAAAAUGCGAACUACAUUCCACAUCACGCAGUUGUUAAAGCAACGAGUACUACCACUAAGGUACGUGUGGUCUUUGAUGCGUCCUGCAAAACGUCGUCCGGCAAGUCGCUCAAUGACAUACUGUCAGUAGGACCCACGAUUCAAAAUUCAUUAUUUGAUAUCAUGCUGCGAUUCCGGCAACAUAGUUAUGUUAUCACCGGCGAUAUUCAUAAGAUGUAUCGACAGAUCUUAUUAAAUGUCGAUCAACGAGAUCUGCAGCGAAUUUUAUGGCGGACAACUUCGGGACAAAUCCAAGCAUACCGCUUAAACACGGUCACAUAUGGCUUAGCCAGUGCACCAUUUCUUGCAAUACGAUGUCUAUAUCAACUUGCAAUUGAACAUAAAGACACGUUACCUGAAGCAAGCGCGGCAAUUCUACAAGAUUUUUAUGUCGAUGAUUUAAUCACAGGCGGAAAUAAUUUAAAUCAAUUGAAAACUUUAAAAGAAGACGUCACGAGGAUCUUACGCGGUGGAGGCUUUGAGAUGCACAAGUGGAAUUCGAAUAAGAAUUUAAUCUCCAAUGAGGACAACGACAGACCUCAGAAUCCGUAA
Messenger RNA from Solenopsis invicta (red fire ant), 2667 nucleotides. RefSeq lists its product as uncharacterized. The coding region runs from base 1 to 2667 and encodes 888 amino acids. Lineage: Eukaryota; Metazoa; Arthropoda; Insecta; Hymenoptera; Formicidae. The transcript is spliced from 2 exons. The record is from RefSeq and is a predicted model, not a curated record.